Messenger RNA from Hirsutella rhossiliensis, 1521 nucleotides. Its product is annotated as reverse transcriptase (RNA-dependent DNA polymerase) domain-containing protein. NCBI's taxonomy places the organism in Eukaryota, Fungi, Ascomycota, Sordariomycetes, Hypocreales, Ophiocordycipitaceae. The record is from RefSeq and is a predicted model, not a curated record. The transcript has 6 exons. The coding region runs from base 1 to 1521 and encodes 506 amino acids.
AUGGACGGAGAACCGUUCAUAGCAGACGUCAGGGUGAACGGCACAGACUUCGUGCCAUCUCUUGUCGACUAUGGCUGCCUCUGCUACGGCGCGGUUAGCAAGCGCACAUUUCACUCUCUCCAGUUGCCACAUAUACGCGUCCAGCCGCGCAUCUUGGAGAAUGCAGCGGGAGACGGCAAGGAGGUCAAAAUCGACAAGAUCACGUAUGUGUCGAUCGACCUCGAUGGACAUCAGCAGCAUCGUGUUUUCAUGUACGUCAUCGACGAUCUGAACUGGGAUAUGAUCCUGGGUAAACGAUGGAUGGAAGACCAGGAUGUUCACAUCCAUGCGAAGGAAGGAUAUCUCGAGAUCGGGUCCAAUGGAGUUCAAUACCACAAGUGGUCUCGAGCUUUCUCUCAGCAACUGGCCGACCAGCUGCCCCUCAUCGGCCAGCCCCUACCCUGGGGACCGCUUUACAGCAUGUCCCGCGAGGAGCUAUUGGUACUACGGAAGACUCUCACAGAACUACUCGACAAGGGAUUUAUUAGAGUCAGCAGCUCGCCAGCCGCGGCACCAGUCCUUAUGGUGAAGAAGCCCGGCGGAGGCAUCCGCUUCUGCGUGGAUUACAGAGCCAAGGCAAGGUGGUUCACCAAGGUAGAUGUUAUAGCAGCGUUCCAUAAGAUCAGGGUCGCCCCCGGCGACGAGGAAAAGACAACUUUCAGAACGCGCUAUGGAUCCUUCGAAUGGCUGGUAGUUCCAUUCGGCCUGACAGGCGCACCAGCAGCCUUUCAGCGGUACAUUAACAGCGCGCUCCAGGAUUACCUAGACGAUUUUGUGUCAGCAUAUAUCGACGAUGUCCUGAUCUUCUCCUCUGGAAGCCUGCAAGACCACCGCGACAAGGUCGGCAAGGUCCUCCAACGACUGAUGGACGCCGGGCUGCAACUGGAUAUCAACAAGAGUGAAUUCGAAGUCAAGGCUGUGAAAUACCUUGGGUUUAUCAUCGAGGCGGAGUGUGGGAUCCGAGUCGACCCUGAGAAGGUUGAGGCUGUGAAGGAAUGGGCAACCCCGACGAAUGUUAAGUCCGUGAGGAGUUUUAUUGGAUUCGCGAACUUCUACAGGAUGUUUAUGCCAGAGUUCUCGCCUUCGAAGCUCAAGGACUUGUUGAUCACGGCUGAUCCUUGCACACUUCCAUCCAGAAAGGAGACUAUCGUGGAAGCAGACGCUUCAGGAUUCGCGUCGGGAGGCAAACAUUCGGCAGCCGAAGCGAACUACGCUAUCCAUGACAAGGAGCUACUCGCCAUUCUCAGAUGUUUGGAGCAGUGGGAACCAGAGCUACGGGCAGUAGAGCACUUCAAGAUCCUAACGGACCACAAGAACCUGAGGUACUUCUACUCGGAAAGGAGGUUGACAGAGAGACAAGUGCGGUGGUCGGAGUUCCUGUCCAGGUUCCAAUUCGAGCUCGAAUGGAGGCCGGGCCGCAAGGGCGGAUUGCCUGACGCACUCUCGACGGGACCAGGAUAUGCCGGCCAACUACUCCGAUGA